GUAAAGUACACCAAUGUAAAGUUACACUCUGAGCACACUAAUAAAACGAGUGAAUUUCGAUUCGUAAAGUUGGCAUAACGAAAAUCGUCCAAAAGUGACGGGCGUUUCGGUCUAUUUAAUUCCGCCUAUCCUACCGGAUGGUUAGAAUUUCCGUACAAGUUUUAAGUUUUUGCUUGUCUUCCAAGUCACGUAGAGUAAACAGUUGUAUCGAACAUGCGCGGUCAGGAUGCGGUUAUCGGCAUGUAAUAAAUGGCUACCGAAAAUCCAGAAUGUGACGUGCGACCGAAAUGUCCGAAUUUGGAAAUAGCCCAGCUAAAAUUCGCCCUCGGCCUGCCCGAAUACAAGGAGGACUGCAAGCUGCGCCAGCAACUCCUCUCCAUCAUCUACGCCGAAGACAUGGGACCCUACUUCCAAAUUGUCUGUAACGAUCUCAAAUGGGACAUGGACGUCGAAAAGCACCAACAAAUGACGGACCGCAACGAGACCGUCCUCUGCGAAAUCGACAAGGAGAUCGAGGAGAGCUUGAAGGACCUCGGCGUCACCGAAAUGCGAGAACUCUAUCUGAAGAAAGCCAAUUACCUGUGCAAAAUCGGCGACAAAGAGAACGCCCUCAAGGCGCUCGGUCAAGCCUACGACAGCACCAUCGCUUUAAAAAACAAACUGGAGAACAUCUACCAUUGCAUCAGGAUCGGCCUGUUCUUCAUGGACACCUCGCUCGUCAGGCGCAACCUACAACGAGCCGAAUCGAUGAUCGAACAAGGCGCCGAUUGGCACAGCCGGAACUGCUUCAAAAUCUACAAGGCCUUGUACUCGCUCACCACCAGGGACUUCAAAACCGCCUCGCAUCUCCUCGUCAACUCCAUAUCGACGUUCAUCUGCACCGAGCUGCUCUCCUUCGAUCUCUUCAUCAGCUACACCCUGCUCUCCGCCGUUCUGACGCUGCCGCGCAGCGAGCUCAAGUCCGAGCUGAUCCAAAACGCCGACAUGCUGCAGGCCCUCUACGACGCGCCCGUCCUCAAGGACUACAUGUUCUCGCUCUACGACUGCGACUACAAGGUGUUCUUCUCGAAGCUGGCCGACGUCGAGGUGCUGAUGAAGCGCGACAUGCUGCUCCAUCCGCACUACCAGCACUACGUGCGCGAAAUGAAGAUCAAGGCCUACGAUCAGCUGCUGUCCACCUACAUAUCGGUGAACAUAUCGUACAUGGGCGAGCAGUUCGGCGUGUCGGAGGAGUACAUCGAGGACGAGCUGAGCAAGCUGAUCGCGGCCGGCCGGUUGAACUACAAGAUCGACAAGAUCAGCGGGAAGAUCGUCAACGAGCGCAGGGACAGCCAGAUGGAGAUAUUCAAGGCGGUGAUCAAGCACGGCGACAUCGUCCUCAAUCGCAUACACAAACUGAGCAGGGUUAUUAACAUUUGAAUAUGGUGUAUAAUGGGAUGUUUGUAAGUAUGGUGCUCCAGGAACGGUCGCGCCAAUAAAAAUGUUUACAAAACCCCAGCGCG
Molecule: messenger RNA, 1502 nt
Organism: Phyllotreta striolata
Lineage: Eukaryota; Metazoa; Arthropoda; Insecta; Coleoptera; Chrysomelidae
Source: the annotation of a GenBank genome assembly